AUGGCCUUCGCAGCUGCUCGAAUGAUUUUGAAAGAUAAAAGAAGAAAACCAUCACGCGAAGAAUUUGUACCCAGGAACAGAAGCAAGGCUCGCAAUAAGCCGGCAGAUGGCAGCACCAUCGUUUCGCAGAAGCCGCGGACUCCCACUCACGGCCCGAAAACCGGCAAACCGGCCCAAAAACCGGCGGUUUCCCAGAAGGGGCAGCAGAUCAAGCAGGCGCCCGCCAAGGUUCAGGCCGCCGCCCAGGCCAACAACAAAACUGUCAAUAAGAAAAAGAAGGGGAAGCAUCACCAGCAUGACCUGUCGGUCACCAUUAAUUUGACCGAAUAUGGAUUGUCAGAGGAUCAAGUUGCUGAAUUUAAAGAAGCUUUCAUGCUAUUUGAUAAGGACGAGGACGGCCAAAUCACAAUGGCUGAAUUGGGUGUUGUUAUGAGGUCAUUAGGUCAAAGACCUACAGAAACCGAACUUCGCGACAUGUUGAACGAAGUGGACCAGGAUGGCAACGGCACCAUCGAAUUCAACGAGUUUCUUCAGAUGAUGUCGAAGAAGAUGAAGGACGCAGACGGCGAGGAAGAAUUGAAGGAAGCUUUCCGCGUUUUCGAUAAAAACAACGACGGCUUGAUCUCCUCCAUAGAACUGCGACACGUCAUGACCAGUUUGGGGGAGAGGCUCACCGAGGAGGAGGUCGACGACAUGAUCAAGGAGGCGGACUUGGACGGCGACGGCCAAGUCAACUACGAAGAGUUCGUGUCGAUUUUGACGUCCAAGAACUAG
Messenger RNA from Brassicogethes aeneus, 774 nucleotides. The record is from the annotation of a GenBank genome assembly. NCBI's taxonomy places the organism in Eukaryota, Metazoa, Arthropoda, Insecta, Coleoptera, Nitidulidae.